Vitis riparia (riverbank grape) is the source of this 1198-nucleotide messenger RNA. RefSeq names its product isoflavone reductase homolog. Bases 88 to 1026 code for a protein of 312 amino acids. Lineage: Eukaryota; Viridiplantae; Streptophyta; Magnoliopsida; Vitales; Vitaceae. The record is from RefSeq and is a predicted model, not a curated record. The transcript is spliced from 5 exons. Gene Ontology annotation, molecular function: oxidoreductase activity.
UCACUUCCAUUGCUAAAUCCUCCAUAUAUACAAACCCUUGGUUGUGACUUGUGAGAGUGGAAGGCAAAUAAGAGUAGAGAAGAGAAGAUGGAAAAGAGCAAGGUUCUUGUUGUGGGUGGAACAGGCUACGUUGGAAGGAGGAUAGUGAAGGCAAGCUUAGCCCAAGGCCAUCCCACCUUCGUCCUCCAACGCCCGGAAAUCGGUAUGGACAUCGAUAAACUGCAGAUGCUGCUGUCCUUCAAGGCCAAAGGGGCUACCCUUGUGGAGGGCUCCUUUGCAGAUCAUAAGAGUCUGGUGGAAGCAGUGAAGAAAGUAGAUGUGGUAAUCUGUACCAUGUCUGGGGUCCAUUUCAGGAGUCACAACAUUUUGUUGCAGAUCAAACUUGUCGAGGCCAUCAAAGAAGCUGGAAACAUUAAGCGAUUCUUGCCUUCAGAGUUUGGAAUGGACCCAGCAAGGAUGGGAGAUGCACUUGAACCAGGAAGAGUAACAUUUGAUGAGAAGAUGAUUGUGAGGAAGGCCAUAGAAGAAGCCAACAUCCCCCACACUUACGUGUCUUCCAACUGCUUUGCAGGCUACUUUGUUCCGAGCCUAGGUCAGGUGGGUGUUCUCACCCCUCCAAAGGAAAAGGUUUGUCUAUAUGGAGAUGGCAAUGUCAAAGCGGUUUUCGUGGAGGAAUAUGAUAUCGCAACAUACACAAUGAAAACAAUAGAUGAUCCUCGUACAUUGAACAAGACAGUUUACAUUAGGCCACCAGAAAACAUUCUCUCCCAGAGGCAAUUAGUUGAGAUAUGGGAAAAGCUCACGGGGAAGAAACUAGACAAGUUUAGCAUCUCUAAAGAAGACUUUCUAGCCUCUAUGGAAGGUCAGGACUUCACAUUCCAAGUUGGGGUAGGACAUUUCUAUCACAUUUACUACGAGGGUUGUUUGACGAACUUUGAGAUUGGAGAAGAGGGAGAAGAAGCUGCAACGCUCUAUCCGGAGGUCAAUUACAAGCGAAUGGAUGAAUACCUGAAGCUUUAUGUGUAAGAAGUAUGCAUGUCUCUCUACCAAAGCUUAUUAUAUGGUGAUGAAAUAAAAGCUUUGGAGUUGGGGUAUCGGUUCUCCUAUGUCGAUAAGAAUGCAUUUGAAAGUGUUUUUCUUUCAAGUAUUUUUAAUGGAAGCAUUUUUGUAGAAAUUGGUUGUAGGAGAAUCAUUUAUC